CCAGGCAUAGGCAUCAACACUCGUUACAACGAUCGAGUAGUGGAGUCGCAGGAGCACUUUCAUUUCAAUUACCCUACACAGGACACAAGAGCGAGGAAGGAAAGGGUUCAUCGAUUUAUCAACCUCUCGCUUCUUGGGAUCGUCCUGUUUAAUAGUAUCAACACCAACCGCCACCCCGUUCCCUUCGACUAUUAGUGAGCACUCGCGACGCACCUUUUCAUUGGCCAUCGACGACGAGUCCAGCAUCACGGAUCCCUUCACUCUCGUAUUUGUUUCCUGAAACUCAUUGGCUUGUAAAUGUCAUCACCAGUACCACUCAAGUCGUCCUCAGGGCGUCCACGAAAUGCCUUUCCUUCCAACGCACGUAUCCCGCUCGAAUACUGCGAUGGACCCACGCAACGCAUGUAUGCUGUUUCGGCCUUCGUAUUCCUUCAGGCACUCAAACUGUACUACUGGCUCGGGAUCGGGCGCUCAGACUACGCAGCAGAGUUCUUUGGAUUCAUCCUUUGGCUAUCACUCGACGUCGCCUUUUUAAUGGCUCUCAACUACCUCAGGAUUCCAUGGCUCGAGCUGCCAAUCCUUAGGCUCAUCAUCGCGGUGUUUAUGCUCACAAUCGUCAACUUUGUCCUCUUCACAGCAAGAGAGAUAUCACCAACAGCAAUUGCGCGCUCCUCAGCAUCUAAAGUAUGGGGCUACCUUGGCUCACCUUCCUUUUCAAGGAGAAGUGAUCUGGCAUAUCGUAAUCAGGAUGAACAUUUGCUGGGACGGCACACAGUACUCAUCAAGCCUUAUAGCUCGGCAAUUUUGAAUCCAGACGACCAGUGCUUCUGUGUCCCAGACACAAACAUCCCCGUUAUCGAACAGCCCGAGAUUCCAAUACUGUUCAAUGGAAGCGAACCACACUACCUUGAGUACUCAAUUACAUCCUUCGAGACAGGAAAAGCUGUGGUACACAAACUUUCAGGACCAUUCAAAGAAUCCAGCCCAGUACUGCAUAAAGCACGAUCCAACCAAGUAGAAGGAAAGACGGUAUACAACCUUAGAGCAAGUACGGCAGGCUCAUACAAGUUGCAAAGGAUCCUGGAUAAGGAUCGCAUGGAUGUCCGAUUUUAUCAUGAUAAGGAGGUCUAUGUCGUAAACUGUCCUGAUGCGCGCAUCGACCACUACAAGGACACACUGGAACGCUGUGCAGGGAAGGGCGAUGUCGACAUUCCAAUCACCGUGCGCGGUUUGCCGCCAUGGACCGUGACAUACAAGCGCCAUGCGCGCGAGAAAGCGUCUCAUGAGUUGUUGAUCGAAUCAGAGCCUCCAGGAUAUUCGUCACCUCUACUCAAGGGAUGGUCGCCACCUACGACACCGAAUUACAACUGGGCAAAGCAGCAUGAGAUGAACCUGUCAGUCAGCCUCGGACUGUCGACUUCGGGCGAGUACACAUUUCAGGUCAUGAGAGUCAAGGAUGGUUGCGGCAAUGUUAUUGAUAUUGAUGGACUUGUCACAAGAAAUUUUCGGGAUGCAGAGAUUCGUCGAGUCAACAUUCGCGACCGGCCCGUAGUCUCGAUGAUGUGCGAUCCUCGACGACCCAUCAAGAUUGUGGAUAUGGGGGAUUCACCAUCAGCCCCGAUCGAUCUGAAUAUCACGCAUGGAUCUGCACCCUUCCAGGUCAGCUAUGUUUAUCAGAAGAGUGACUUGGACGAGCCUCAGGCCAUGAAGGAUGUCCAGGUGACCAAGGACCAUCGCAUAGCUCGGAUAUCUGCCAAACAGCCCGGCCUGUACACUCUCACGCACAUCAAGGACGCCUACUGCGAGGGGGAGAUUGAGCUACCAAGAGAUUGCUCUGUCAUUAUGGCCACACUUCCAACCGUCGAUGUUAUCUCUCACCCCAUCAACGACUCCUGUGUCGGCGCUAUUGGGGUCACGGUUGAUGCCACAUUCACAGGCGAGGGUCCAUGGGAGGUCUGCUUCGAUGUCAACCGUAAUGGUCACCCUAGGUCAAGAAAUGUAUGCCAUUCGUCCCCCAAGCCCCGUCUGAACUUGGAGCUCAAGCCAGAAGUAUCGGGCAGCUUUCAAUACAACUUCAGGACCGUCAGCGACAAGAACUACAAUAACAUCAAAGUCGACCUCCCACCCAUCUUCCAGAACAUUCAUCCUCAGCCAUCUGCGGCCUUUGUGGGAGGCCGAACAGGCUUGAAGACUUGUCGCGGAGCUUCAGAGAAGUUGGAUGUUGAGCUCUUUGGAACUGGACCAUGGGACAUUGAGUACCGUGUGAUUCGGGGCACGGACAUCAAGCUCUUUACAGAACGGAACAUCACUAAAAAGAUCGCCACGUUGACAUUAUCACCAUUCGAACGCGAAGGCAUCUAUUCAGUGGACCUUGGAAAGGUCACUGACUUGGCAAACGGAUGUCAAAAGAACCUCAAGGUAUCUGAUGUCGCUAUCGAGGUAUCGAAUGGACCGCCUACAGCCUCAUUUCAGUGCGAAACGGCCAUCGAGUUUGCGGAGGGAGAGUCCGUCGAUCUUCCAAUUCAUCUGACAGGAGGAACCCCAUGGUACUUGACCUAUGGCAUUGAAGGCCAGGAACCGUUGAUCGCCGCCAUUUCAGAGUCCAGAAAUGCAUUAGUGACGGUGAACAAACCCGGUGUGUAUGAGCUCAAGUCCGUCAGCGACUCUUUCUGCGAGGGCGAAGUCGUGGAGCAGGCUCGCAGAUGUGAGGUCGUCUACAGCAAGCGGCCAACCAUGAACUUGAUGAUUGAUUCGAUCCGCUUCCGCGGGGGUCCUCGUGAGAACGUACCUGAGGGCGAGAUUGCUCCAUCUGAGAAAAUCUCGAGAGAGGAUGGCCACUUUGUCUUGCCUGCGGUGUGUAAGGAUGCUGACCGGACACUGGAGUUACGAUUGACAGGAAAAGCACCCUUUGAGCUCCGUUACAGAAGAGUAUUCAAGCCAGCCAAGGGAGGCAAAGAGGAGAUCAGGAUACUUGACGAGAAAUCGCAGCACUCGACUAUGCGACUUCCUAUCAUGACCGAGCAAGCAGGAACGGUUUCCUAUCACUUUGAGACGCUCUCUGAUGCAACAUACCAUAAUGUCGAUGUCCGUCACGAGAAGCAUGCAGUUGUGUUUAAACACACUAUUCGAUCUCCACCCACGGCCACGCUAGUCAACACAGCCAAGCAAUUCUACUGCAAGAACGAGAUUACAGGCGUCAAGGAGAAGAUUGCGAUCAAGAUUCAGGAUGGCGUCGGGCCCUACUCCUUGGCGAUCGAAAUUAUGCGGCCCAACCAGGCUGUGGCGGAGAAGCUGUUCGAGCACGACGUUGUCCCGCGUAAUGGAAUCUAUGAAUGGACACUGCCUGCCAAGUUUACGGAUAUGGGACUGUACAAGGUCUCCGUCCUCCGCGUUACGGAUGUUAAUGGAUGUUCUGCAGGCGUCGCCAGUACUGUCGAAUUUGAUAUCCUGGACACUCCCAGUAUUACGCCACUGCGCUCGAUCACGGAUGCUUGUGUCGGCGACAGAAUCGAGUACUCCGUGCAGGGAGAAGCACCACCAUUCAAGGUGUACUACAGCGUUGACCAGACGAAUCACACCGCAACUCUUGACAACAAGCAACGCACAUUCUCCUACGAAGCCCACAAGUCGGGUUUGUUCAGGAUCAACAGGGUCUGCCAAACGCUUUCCAAGAAGCAAUGUUGUACACAACCUAUGGAAGAGAUGACCACGAUGGUCUGGGCGAUCCCGACGGUAAAGGUCGCGGAUGGAACGAAUUUCAUUACGGAUCUGCGCGAAGGUGAUCGAGCCGAGGUCGUGGCGACAUUUGUGGGCGAGGCGCCGUUCUCGUGGAGUUAUGUUCGUACAGAGGCGGUGUAUGAUAAGGAGCAUCACGCUAAACAUGGUAAGCGGCCGAGUACCUUGGAGAAGAGAACUGUCAAGGAUAUCCAUGAUCACAAGUAUGCAUUCUUUACGGCUACUGAAGGCACCAUCGUGCCGGUAUGGAUCAAGGACAAACAUUGUCAGUUUGGAAAGGAGCUUUAGAAUAGGAUGGUCGGCAUGAAAUCCAUAAUAAAUAUUUGCAAGUAGAUUU
Messenger RNA from Gamsiella multidivaricata, 4072 nucleotides. RefSeq lists its product as uncharacterized. The coding region runs from base 298 to 4023 and encodes 1241 amino acids. Gene Ontology annotation, molecular function: structural constituent of nuclear pore. Gene Ontology annotation, cellular component: nuclear pore transmembrane ring. NCBI's taxonomy places the organism in Eukaryota, Fungi, Mortierellomycota, Mortierellomycetes, Mortierellales, Mortierellaceae. Gene Ontology annotation, biological process: protein import into nucleus; nuclear pore organization. The record is from RefSeq and is a predicted model, not a curated record. The transcript is spliced from 7 exons.